Molecule: messenger RNA, 676 nt
Organism: Fusarium graminearum PH-1
Lineage: Eukaryota; Fungi; Ascomycota; Sordariomycetes; Hypocreales; Nectriaceae
Exons: 1
Coding region: 243-575 (110 amino acids)
Source: RefSeq, a predicted model, not a curated record
UUUUCAUCAAAGUAUCACAACACAAGAAACGCUCCUUAUUUUCCGUCUACCAGCAAUCAAUCCUUACUAUAAAUACCGAUUCCCAAAUCAAGAACCAAAUCACCCUCUUUUAUCGUCAAGACACCAAUAUCAGCCAACGUCAACAUCUACAUUAACAUAUAUCAACAUCAACACCAAUCUCACUCAAUCUCAACCUCAACCAACCUCAACCAACCAACAUGCAACUGAUCUGCCUUCCCACCAUGUCCUUCACGCGCGCCACUCGAUCACUGCGCAAACGCCUUCUCGGCUCAAAGGCUUUCCUCCCUGCUCACACCGCAGCUGCUUCGUUUCGAUAUUCAAUACCACGGUCCACGGCGUUCCAUUCGCACUCCCACGGCAAACUUAAGCACCAAGCCCAACCUGCGGCCCUUGGUACAGUUGCCGUGCGUGGCAAUGGGCUCACCUCAGGGCUAGAGUCCUACGCUGCCAUGAUGGAGGGCGAUGGCUGUUCAAGAGCCGGGAAGCAUAUUGGCUCUUUCUACCAGCAAUGGGAACGCGGCAGCUUCAUGAUCAGAAAGAGCAAGAUGAUGUAAAGAAGGCUGGCCAGGUUAACUGUGGAGGAUAGUCGCGAUGACCUGGCCGUUUUGUUGAUUUCGCGUUUUGUUUUUCAUCAAGUGCUGGAUUACUUGCUGGC